Molecule: messenger RNA, 10449 nt
Organism: Rhineura floridana
Lineage: Eukaryota; Metazoa; Chordata; Lepidosauria; Squamata; Rhineuridae
Gene: NLRC5
Product: NLR family CARD domain containing 5
Exons: 50
Coding region: 435-6104 (1889 amino acids)
Biological process (GO): inflammatory response; positive regulation of transcription by RNA polymerase II; positive regulation of MHC class II biosynthetic process
Molecular function (GO): protein binding
Source: RefSeq, a predicted model, not a curated record
CUUCUGCUGCCAGAUAUGGCAUGCAAGUGAGACUGGCUGGUUUGCAAGUGGAUUGCAUCUGCCAUGCCAAGACACAGAGCAGAUUGGGGAAAGAAAGUGGAUGCUGGCCGCUCCAAAGGGGAAUGCUUAGCUUCUUAUUGCUGCAGAAACUUGCCCCCAAGCCUUUGGCACAGGCAGGCAUAGAGAACAUUGGCAGCCAGGCGUUGGGCAUUUCAAACACAGAAAAAGAUGAAAGUGGAAUUGGUGGAGAACACAAUCAGCUCUCCUUCUCUUGUUUCCUGUCGUUUCUGUGUUUUUGCUUUUUGAUGACCACAAAUCUCUGGUAGGAGGUGCAGCUGGCAAAACCUGUAAAUGGAAAAGAUAAAGUCCCCAGUGUGGUAUUUCCAUUGAGCAUGGAAUAGACAGAACAACUGCAACUGAAAAACAUCUGCAGAAUGAUGAUGCCUCCGGUCUGGAUGGAUGAUGCAGACCUCCGGAAGGCCAUCAGGAAUGCUUGGCCACAGCUGGUGGACUUCCUCAGUCACCAUCCUGAGUGGGUGCUGAGUAAAGCCAAGCAGCUUCUCCUGCACGUGGACUUGAGUGUGGUUGAGGGAAUGUCUGAUCCCAAAGAGAAGGUGUCGCUGGUCCUGGAUAUGUUCCUGAGGACUGCUGAUGCGGAGGCUCCCAUCUUCAAAGAAUUCAUGCAAAGUGUCUGUAUGGAAUGCAACCUUCCCAUGGAGUUGGAAAUCGUCUUCAUGAGUGUAUCUGGAGAAGGUCAUGUAACCCAAGGACAAGAAGAUUCCAAAGAAGCUUCAGAUUCGUCUCCAUCGACAUCAACAAGACUCGAAAGACGCCGUCCGUGGAGUAGCCCUUCCAUCAACAAUAAUGGGAAACAGUCCAAACAGCAGCGGUUAGACUCUGCUGAAAGAUACCGGCAACUCAUCACCACCUCAAUGGUUCAUAGAUAUGGAAGUAACAGAUCAGCAGAAGCAACAGAAGUGAAAGCUCAGCCAUCGGCUUUUAGCCAAGCCUUUGUCAAUCUUGUGAUUCAUCAGAGCAAAGCCGGUAGGAUGAGAGGAAGGGGGGAGAAAGGCAGGGAAGGGCCAAUUGCUCUGCUUGACCCAGACGAGCAUAGCAGUGCAACCACAAGACUGUCUGAACUUUUUGAAAGCGUCCAUGCAGGAACCCCCAAGGCCAUUCUUCUGUUGGGAAAGCCAGGAAUGGGGAAAACAAGACUCAUGCACAGAAUUUGCCAGCAGUGGGCGGAGGGAGGCCUGCCCCAGUUCCAGCUGAUCUUCUUCUUUGAGUUCCGGCAGCUGAACCUGAUCAACAGAAAGCUCACUCUCCAAGAGCUCCUGUUUGACUUCUUCCUCAAACCAGAAGAUUGUCCCGAUGCAGUAUUUGAACACAUCCUAGAAGACGCCUGGCACACGUUGGUGAUCUUUGAUGGGCUGGAUGAGUUUGUGGAGAACGUUUCACUCCCGGGUUCUCCUCACACGUCAUUCCCUGAUCCUCUCAACCCUCUCUCUAUAUCUGAACUUUUUGCCAGUCUUUGCCAUGGAAAACUAUUGUCUGGCUGCACAAUGUUGGUCACGACCCGGCCAAAGAUACUCCCUGAAUCUUUAUUAAAAACUGACACCCUUCUAGCAGAAAUCUGGGGGUUUGAUCGUGAAAAAGUGGAGGAAUACGCUGGCUAUUUCUUCCACCAGGAUUCACUGAAGGAGCAAGCCAUGGCUCACCUGAAAAGUAAUGGCAAACUCCUGAGCAUGUGUUAUAUCCCUGCCUUGUGCAACAUUGUCUGCAUCUGUCUAGAAUAUUUGCUCCAUCAUAAUGUAGGAAGUGUCCAGCUCCCUCAAACCAUGACCCAGCUUUAUAUCAAAAUGCUCCUCACCUUCAUAGGCAAGGAUCAGAAGCUGAGUGCUUUGAGCGAAGAAGUAAAUCUGAGUCAACACCAAGCAACUCUUGUAGGCCUCUGUGAGUUGGCCUUCAAGGGCCUGGAAGGAAAGAAGAUGCUGUUUUAUGCUAACGAGGUUGCAGAAGACGUGAAGGAUUUUGCUUGUCUGUGUGGGCUCCUUUUGGCCUUUGAGGUAAAGACGAGCAACAGGCACACGCAGGCCGGCUACACUUUUGUCCACUUCAGUCUUCAAGAGUUCUUUGCGGCGCUCUUCCUGUUGACCAGCAAAACUAUCGACAGCAACUUUCUGAAGCAGAAGUUCUUUCUGAGAUCAAAGUGGACUUUGAAGAAGGAGGCAGGGAUGCCGUUCACGGAGAACUGCCAUGUCUUUCUGUCCGGCCUUUCCUCCCAAGGGUGUCGGCGAUUCCUUAGCUCCUUAGCCAGACAAAACGAGGCCUGGAUCCAGGAACGGCAAGCCGUAGUUGUGCAGAUGCUGAAGAGGCUGGCGAGUGCUCAUCUGACAGGGCCCAAGAUAGCAGAGCUGUGCCACUGUGUGCAUGAGACACAAGAUGUUGAGUUAGCCCGGCAUGUUGGGAAACAGUUAAACUUCAAAUAUCAGUUUAGAAACUUCAGGCUGAUGCCACUGGACAUGAUGGUGAUGGCUUUUGUCAUCAACUGCAAUAGCCCUAACCUGGUGUCCUUGGACUUUGUUGGGUGCCCCAUGGAACUUGACUAUUUGGAUAUCUUGGGCAGCUGUGAAAAUAUAAAGAGCCUGAGCUUUAAGAGCAGGAAGUGUGGAAGAAAGUUUGCAGCAGUCCUUUCCAAGAAUCUACCGAAGAUCAAAUGCUUGACAACAUUCCAGUUAGCAGGUGGAAAUAUAACAAUCUCAGGACUCGAAGAUCUGAUGCACGCUUUUCCAAACUGCAAUCAGCUGGAAGACAUAAACUUGCAGGACAACAGACUGAAGGGGAACAAAAUGAUCCAGGUUACAGAAUUAUUUUCCACUGUAGAAAAGCUCAAGAAGAUAGAUUUAAGCUACAAUGAGAUUUCGGUGAGCGCUGUUCUCGAUUUCUUCAGAACUGCUGCAGUUUCUCCAAAUGUUACCAAGCUCCACGUAAGGAAAGACACUUUGAUCAUCACUGGCCAUUCUGAUACAGGUCCAAGGUUGAAAGAUGAAGGAAUAAAAGAAGAAGAAAAUGUUCAUAAAUCUAGAACUUUAAUAUUACGAUUGCAGGAUUGCCAAUUAGAUUCCCAAUGGGCAGAAGAGCUGGCUGACAUUCUCCAGAGUUGUUCCCACCUUUCUGAAAUUGAUUUGUCAGGUAACCACCUUGGUGAUGAAGGGUGCAGCAGGCUGAUGAAGAUGGUGCCCAGAAUGUGCAUUUCUGGCCCUCUGAACUUAAGCAACAACCAACUGUCUCUUAAGAGCAUUUUCUGUCUCCUGGAUGCAAUGAGUAUUUGUCCAAAUAUAGUGAAGCUUAAAAUCAGUGUUCAUCAUCAAACUGCAAUCUUGACGCUUGUUGACAAAGACAUUGUUGGUGCCAGGACUGCUGGCCAGUUAAGUAGUGAUGGACAUCAGAUGGUGUCAACAUCAAGGAAAAUAAGCUUGGCGGACAAUAAUUUUCAGGGUGAAGAUCUGAAAAACGUAUGCUUGGCCUUGAGAAGGUGCAGUGAUGUAUCUGAGUUAGACUUGUCAAAUAAUUAUCUGGGUGACCUAGGUGUUUUGAAGAUAGCAGAGCUACUUCCUCAUCUGAAAGCAUUAUGUUCUUUAACGCUGGAUCAUAAUAACAUAUCCCUGAGUGGCGUCUUUUGCUUAGUGCAAUUCUUCUCUAACUUGGAGAGUAUGACCUCAAUGCAGUUAUGUUUGGGAAGUACCCAGAAAGUUCAUUUAACCUUUGGGGAAAGAAUCAGUCCUCAAAGGCACAGCAUAAUCAGUGAGCAUCAAGAGGAGCUACUACAGGAUCACACACAUCACUUAGUCUACAGUCGCUGCUUUGGUCUCAAAGAGUGCACAAUGGACCCAAAGGACAUUGACCGACUCUUUCAAAUUCUAAGUAGAUGCUCAGGACUGACUAAGAUCGACUUGUCUGGCAACUCGCUAAAUGAUCAAGGUGUUGAACAGCUGCUGAAGUUCCUGCCCUGUCUCAACAGUCUGGAGCUCUUAAGCAUCAGAGAGAACAAGUUUUCAUCAAACUGUGUUCGCUUGCUGGCCAACUCAUUUAAUCAGUGUAAAAGAAUCUGUAAAGUGGAAGUCAGAUCAAGUGAAAAUGCUUUUCUGCAUUUUGUGGAAAGUCAAGAAACUCAAGAAAUAUACCUCAGGCUGAUUGAGUGUGGCAUUGGCAAGGAUGAGAUCACAGGGCUCUAUCCCAUACUUGAGGAAUGUAACCAUCUGGCAGAACUGGAUCUUUCUGGAAACCAUCUUGGCGAUGAAGGAUUGAGGUGCCUCUUAGAACAUUUGCCCAAGACCCAAGUUCCCUGCCUCAUGAAAAUCAGCCACAAUGGGAUCUCACAAGAAGGAGUUUUCCAUCUCAUUAAUAUCCUCGCCACAUACCAAAAUAUCGCUGAAGUUCACAUAAGUUUGUGCUCUGAGGCAAUGCUGCUUAUCACAUUAGUGAGAGAAAAUAACCCUCCAAAGAUCCUGAGGCUAAAGCAUUGCAGUUUCAAAGCAGAACAUCUGGCACAGCUUUCUACUGUGCUGGGAAAGUGCAUCACUCUAAGCAAUUUCUCGUCAACUAAUAAUGGCAUGAUGCUCAGCAAUGCAGAAGAUCUGCUCAGGGCCUUAAGGAAACCAAGGGGCGUGCUACGAAUAGGCAUAAAAGAGCCAUGGGUGAAAGACAAAAGCAUCAUUGUCCUUCUGAAGUUAGCUACAGAAGUCCAGGGAAACAUUACAGCACUUGCGAUCAGGAGAGCCCAAGCCCUCUUCAUGGUGGAGCAGGAAUUUCCCCGUCAAGUGGAGAAAGUGGAGUGUAUGGUUAGCCGGUUCCACCAGUGUGAACUGGAAGCCAAAGGAGUCUGCUUGCUGCCCAGCCUCAUUGAGAAAUGCAGCCAACUCUGGGCUUUAAACUGUUCACAGGUACAACUCACUGAUGCUGAAGCAGAAACCAUCUCUAAUACCCUGUUGCAUUUUCCGUCACUGAAGAAGCUUGAGUUAACCUGUUGUAGAAUCCUUCCCACUGGAAUGGAGCACCUGACUGCAGCAUUGCGCCAAUGCCACACCAUUGACGACAUUGACUUUUCCAAAAGUGAACUCGGUAUGGAUAUCAGUGGUCUACUGAAUGCUCUAGAAGGAAAGCCUCUUUUGAAGAGCAUAAACCUUGGCUCUCUCAGUAUCAACAAUGCAAAUAUUCUGAAUCUGACUUCAAGACUCUCAGCAAUGCCUCUCCUGAGAAGGCUUAUUUUGAACAAUAACCAUCUUGGCAAUGAGCCCUGUUCUUGUCUGGCACUAGUUUUGAAGAAUGCCAUCCACAUGGAGGAAAUCAAUUUAAGCCACAACAAGAUUGAUGAUGCUGGUGUGAAAGAAAUCGCUACAGCCGUUGCAGAAAUGCAGAGCAUAAAGCAAAUCAACCUCUCGUGCAACAGCUUCGGCUCUGCUGGAGGACAGCGUUUUGCGGAGGCUCUGAGUGACAGCAAGAACCUGGAGGUGCUCAACCUAUCUGGGAACAAUAUCGGAAAUGAGACUUUGGAAAAACUGGCUCCAGUUCUGCCUAACAUGCCCCACCUGAAAGUCCUUCACCUGGCUUCCUGUGGUAUUGACUCAGAGGGUGUUGCUUGCUUGGCCAGAGUCCUGUGCCAAUGUCCACAGAUAGAGGAGAUCAGUUUGUCAGAAAAUACCAUUGGGUACAAAGGCAUCACAGCCCUUGCAGAGCGACUGCCGCAGUCCUCGCAACUCAGGAAGAUUGAACUGAAGGUCUGCGGCAUCAGUGACUGUUCUUCCAAGAGCCUCGCCCUUGGGGUCAGCCACUGCCCCCUCCUUGAAGAGAUGAUCCUGUCCUGGAACAAACUUGGCGACGAGGGUGCUCAGGAGCUGGCCAAGGUUCUCCCGUGGAUGGCGAGGCUCAAAGUGCUGGACCUGGACAAGAACUGUAUCACUGCUUGUGGUGCCAGAAGGCUUGCAAAGGAGCUUGCACACUGUCGAGGAAUUCAGUUUAUACGGUUGUGGCACAAUCUGAUCCCGAAGGACGUUGAGCAAAAGUUGAAAGAGGAAGAGCCACGGCUGCAUUUCUCUUUCUUUUAAGCAAGUAGGGCGGAGAUAAGGCUCCCGCCAGCCAUAGUUUGUUGGUUGAGGAAACGUAGAAAAGCAAGCAGGUGUCUGGCUGGAUGCACAGGGAAGCCGGCAUCUUCUAAAAAGAAACGGAAAGCGUCAUGAUUAUGCUCCCUCCUCAUGGCCAGAAAUGAGCAGCUACUUACACAAGGGAAAAACUCUCAUUUGGGAGAAGCAGGAUUUUGGCCUUCGCCUGAUGGAAGAACCUUGCAAGAAAUCCCACAUCCAGUUUUGCAGCAUUCCUGGCAAGGUUGAGCACUAAAUAUUUAUUUAUUUUGCACUAAAAAUACCAAAAUCUUUCAUCAAGGUUAACAAAAUUCACUACUAAGAAGAAAUGGAUCCUGCAACAUGUACUAUAGAUUUUGUUUGUGUUUAUUUUAUUUGUUUUGUUAACAUUUAUUUUACUUUUGCUAGUCAUGCAGGAAAGCAGCAAGUAGCUAUGCAGGGCACGGAAGGUCUGCACCGAAUCUUCAGCCAAUCUUCUGGCUUCUGAGGCUUCACCAAGCCCACACACUUUGAAGCCUGUUUCUACAAACCUAAGGGCUAGAAACUUCCAGGUCAUUUUAAAAAUGAAAAUGAAAGCAGCAGUUAUGAGGAAGCUGGAUUGUGUGCCUGGCAUCAUAUUCUGCAUUGUUCAUGUACUUGUGCAGAAUACACACAAUCCUAUUUCUAGCCAUUGUUAGUUUUCACAAGGGAUGGGGAGAAAUUCAUUUUACACUGAAAGGCAACUCUACCUAAUUUGCACUUUCCAUCCCUCCUUCAAAAUUCACACUUCUAUGAAUUUUGAAAAGCAUUUCUCCAGCCGAUUAAUGUGUUUAAAAAUGCAUGUAUUUGUGAAAAUGACAUUAAAAUGCAUUAUAUUAGGGGGAAAUUGCUUUGCAAAAAUAUGUAUAUUGGGCAGAAUUGCAUACAAAUGUGUGUAUAUUAGGAGAAAUCUGCUGAUGUUCAUGAGUUUUUAAAAACCCUGCAAACUGAUGUGGAAAUACGGAUAACUAAACCAGACUGGAAUACUGAAAGAAACAAAAAUUGACAGAUUCACCCAUUCCUAUUUUUCACAUACGGAACUUUGUCAGCUGGGCUCUUCUGUCACAUUCACUGCCAUUCAUCACUGUUGUAUCUUAGCUUGGUUGCCAUACAAUCUUGUUUUGAGGCAUGUCUGAGUUAAGAGGGAUAAAGGCAAUAUGUUGUUGUCAUGUGCCUCCAAGUCGACUACAACUUAUGGCUACCCUAUGAAUCAGCGACCACCAAGAGCAUCUGUUAUGAACCAUCCUGUUCAGAUCUUGUAAGUUCAGGUCUGUGUCCCUUAUUCCCUAAGGGAAGGGCUGUGGCUCAGUGGCAGAGCAUCUGCUUUGUGUGCAGAAGGUCCCAGGUUCAAUCCUUGGCAUCUCCAGGUGGGGCUGGGAGAAACUCCUGUCUUAAACCCUGGAGAGCUGCUGUCGGUCAGUGUUCUUCCAAUUAAUCAUGUCUCCAGCACUCUGCAGCCUCCUCGCCCACACUUCCUGUCCUGAACAAGGCCCAUGGAAGGAGUUACCUGAUGAUGCCUUUCCCAGAGCUUUAACUGAAGUAUGGGCACCUAGGGAGGCUGCAGACCAUCAGAGAUCUGAUUUGUAGGAUGAAAUGAUGUUCGCAAACACCCCUCAGCCACCGCAAAAGUGUGACAAAACCCAUGCACCCAGCCCAUGAGAAUUUUAUCUAUAUUUCCCAUCUCCUUUGAUAAUUUUCAAAUGCUGUUUCUUUUCUCAUUAAAUGAUGGAGAAUGGUUUGGGGGGAAAGUUAAGAUUUAUGCUUUUAGGAUUGUGUUUCACUAAAUCCUACUCAGACCAGACCCACUGAGAUGAAUUAACCUAUUCGUCAUGUCCAUCAACUUCAACGGGUCUACUCUGAGUACAUCAAACUUUGUAUACCUUCCUUAAUUUACACUUUUAAAAAUGUCAAUUCAAGAGCAGCUGAACCCAGGUCCAAGGGGCUUCUACCUGCGUACACAGUAAUAUGUGAAUACCCCCAAUGUUAAUUACAUUCACAAAUCAACAUUGUAUCUAGUUUGGGCCUCACAAUCCCCUUUUUAAAAAGAGAACAAACUUCUAGUCUCAGGAAUUUAUUUUAUUUAUUUAUUUAUUUUGUUCGAUUUAUAUACUGCCCACAGCCCAAGGGCUCUCAGCGCGGUGCACAACAUGGAUAAAAAACAAUAAAAUAUACAGUAUUAAACAAGUAAAUAACCAAGAUAGAUUAAAAACACAAAUAGGUUAAAAUGCCUGGGAGAAUAAAAAGGUUUAAACCUGGCGCCUAAAAGAUAAAAGUGUAGGUGCCAGGCGCACCUCAUCAGGAAGACUGUUCCAUAAUUCGGGGGCAACCACUGAAAAGGCCCUAGAUCUUGUUACUACCCUCCGAGCUUCCCUGUGAGUCGGAGCUCGGAGGAGGGCUUUAGAUGUUGAACGUAGUGAGCGGGUAGGUUCAUAUUGGGAGAGGCGUUCCGCCAGGUAUUGUGGUCCCACACCGUGUAAGGCUUUAUAAGUCAAAACUAGCACUUUGAAUUUGGCCCGGAAACAAAUAGGUAGCCAGUGCAAACGAGCCAGAACAGGUGUUAUAUGUGCAGACCGCCUAGUCCUCGUCAGCAGUCUAGCAGCUGCGUUUUGCACUAGCUGUAGUUUCCGAACUGUCUUCAAAGGCAGCCCCACGUAGAGCGCAUUGCAGUAAUCCAAUCUAGAGGUUACCAGAGCAUGCACAACUGAAGCGAGGUCGUCGCUUUCCAGAUAGGGACGUAGCUGGGCUACCAACCGAAGGUGGUAGAACGCAUUCCGUGCCACCGAGGCCACCUGCGCCUCGAGAGACAGGAGUGGAUUGAAAAGAACCUCCAAGCUACGAGCCUGUUCCUUCAGGGGGAGUGUAACCCCAUCUAGAACAGGUUGAACAUCCACCAUCUGGUCAGAGAAGGCGCUCACCAACAGCGUCUCGGUCUUGUCAGGAUUGAGCCUCAGUUUAUUAGCUCUCAUCCAGUCCAUUAUCAUGGCCAGGCAGCAGUUCAGCACAUUAACAGCCUCACCUGAAGAAGAUGAAAAGGAGAAAUAGAGUUGCGUGUCAUCAGCAUACUGGUGACAACGCACUCCAAAGCUCCUGAUGACCGCACCCAGCGGCUUCAUGUAGAUGUUAAAAAGCAUAGGGGACAGGACCGAUCCCUGUGGGACUCCACAAUGGAGAGUCCAGGGUGUCGAACAAUGUUCCCCAAGCCCUACCUUCUGGAGACGAUCCACCAAGUAGGAGCGGAACCACUGCCAAGCAGUACCUCCAACUCCCAACUCCAUGGGUCUCCCCAGAAGGAUACCAUGGUCGAUGGUAUCAAAAGCAGCUGAGAGAUCAAGGAGAAUCAACAGAGUAACACUCCCUCUGUCCCUCUCCCGACACAGGUCAUCAUACAGGGCGACCAAGGCUGUUUCAGUGCCAAACCCAGGCCUAAAACUGGAUUGAAACGGAUCUAGAUAAUCGGUUUCAUCCAAGAGCACCUGGAGCUGGCUAGCGACCACCCGUUCCAAGACCUUGCCCAGGAAUGGAACAUUCGCUACCGGUCUAUAGUUGUUCAAAUUAUCUGGGUCCAGGGAAGGUUUCUUCAGGAGUGGUCUCACUACUGCCUCUUUUAAGCAACUAUGGACCGCUCCGUCUCUCAAGGAGGCAUUUAUCACUUCCCUGGCCCAGCCGACUGUUCCAGCCCUGCCAGCUUUCACUAGCCAAGAGGGGCAAGGAUCCAGCACAGAGGUGGAAUGGAGAGAGAGAAUUGCAAAGGUGCAGAGAGUCAUCCCAUUUUUAUCAGUUCCUGGUAGGAUCAGGAGCUUCAAUUUGCUCGAGUUCCCCACUGGGAGUUCUCUUCUCACAUUGACAGAUUCUAUGGCUCCAUGGAGGAAAUAGAGAAGCCUGAAUAAUAUCCUGCUUUAGAGCACCUUUCCAGAGUUUCUUUAGAAAUAUCCAAAAAAAGAGAAUCCCUCAUUCAUUCUUCCUUAGAUAGCUCCUUCCACUGCCAAUUCUGAAUUUAUUUAAAUUAAAAUAUUUCAGUCCAUUUUUUAUUUCUCAGUGCCCCAGAUUGUUUAACAUCCAUGGAAGAUCAGGGUGCCAUGCAGCUGGAAUGGCCACCUCCCAUCUUAAGGUUCUUGCAAAUGGUGUUUCAUGGUGAGGAGAAAUCUGUAUAGACUCCUUCAGUAUCUCCACUGACCAAGGGCUGGUUCACAUAUGAGCCAAGAUGCACAUUAAAAAUGCUGCUUUUUCCAUUGUGAUUGAUAUUGACAGUUCACAUACUUCCGCCCCGCUACGAAUAAAUUGGCUGUUUUUCUUU